AUUGGAAACAUCGCAUUUAAAUGGAGACUCUAAAUCUUACAAUACUUUUAAAUUUGGCAACAACUUUAGUAUCAGGUCAAAUAAGUACUAGUACAGAGAUUUCUUCACCUCAUAAUCUGAAUUGUACUGAUGGUAAAAUAUUCCUCUACUCUGCCUGCUAUUCACCAUGUCCUGACAACAAAUUUCCAGACUCAGAAUUGGAGGAACUAUAUAGAAACUGUUCUUAUGUUGAAAGUUGUCAUUUCAAACCGGAACUCAAUAACGAGUCUACUAUUAGGUUUACUUGUGAAGAUGAAAAUCUGCAUUUCCUUUCAGAUGAAGAAGUUUUGACAAAAAAUUCUACUAGAAUUCGCUUUUACUAUGACGGAAAAUAUUACAAAAGCGCAGACCGAGGACUUCUGUGUAUUAUCAAACCAACGAAUCGGUUGAAUUUUUAUAGAAACUGGAUAGCUAUUCAAAAAACCAGUCAAACUGUUCUGGAAGUAGAUGUUUUUGGUGAGAGUAGGACGUUUUCAGCCGGGACUAGCAUCUACAGGAACAAUACAUUAAAUACGGCUAGUGUGGUUAUACUGAAGUUACUACCAGAUCCACGUCAACACGACCAAAUAUCACUUGGUUUUACAGCUAAGGACGGAAUGCUUAAUAUCAACUGCUCUAUUUUGGAAAUACCAGGUCCAGUGACAACAUUAGCUGUGGCCAGAUCCACCGAGCCGCGAUCUUACGCAGGUAAAUCUGGCGAUGAUAACGGUAUCACCACCAUCAUAAUUAUAGUGGUCUGUGUGACUAUCAUAGUCAUUAUUAUCGCCGUUAGCUGCAUCAUUUAUAGAAAGCGUAAGAAAUUCAUAGCCAGAAGAGAAGAAAGAGGUGUAGAGCUAAGUAAAGCUGUUUCUGAAGCAAAUAACUAUUCGAAUGUACCCAAGGCAAACAACAAACGACUUGAACUAAACAAUUAUGAUUAUUCAACAUCGGUUAAUGCAUGCAACCCUCAGAAUACUUUCAACAACACAAGCUCUGAUGACGUCAACAAUACUGGAUUAUCACGUGACGGGAAGAAGAUAGUUAACAUGAAGCAGUUAGAAUCACGUAUCAAGGCAUCGGGAUAUUCUGAGCCGAUUGACUCUUUGAAACCGAUCAAAAUUUCAUCAAAAGCUGGUGAUUAUGCUGAACCAUGUAACGAAAAGGAGUGUUUCACUUCCAAAUGCUUACAGAACAAGUCGAUGUUAGAAAACUAUGAUAAGGAUCACAAGCCAAAAUCUGGAGGAAAUGCGUACAGCCAUGUUGGCAGUAAUACAAAGGAAUCAGAUGAUUAUGACCAUUUCGAUAGAGCCAAGGGUAAUAACUCCAAAGUACCCGAUGAAAACUAUUCUCAUGUACCUGUUAAAGGGCUGGACGAGGAUGACUACAACACGACAAGACAAAUAUUAUCGGAAGAGACCACCCCUAAUCCAAAUUAUGAUCACAUUGGCAACAUAUAGCUGAUAUUUUUGUAUCCUAGGACAACUGGAUAGCUUGACCAUAUCUUCGCAGCUUCAUUCUAAUGAACUCUUGCCGUGUGAAAGUCCGAUGAACUUGAAAAAGUCAUCUUCACUCAUAAUUCCAGUCGACCCAGCUGUAAAUGGGUACAGAUAAUCUGGGAAAGAUCAAUGCCAAGGACAAGCUGGUAGAAAGGGCCCUUGAUUGUGUAAUGAACAUAAGUUGUUAUCCUUGUAAAAUAUAGUUGUUUCUUUCUUUAAAUAUUCAAAACUUUGUGGAUCCGGCUUUAUCCUAUUAAUAUGUUUUUUAUUUGGAAAAACCCUGAAGGGAAAACUGUUCGCUAUAAUUAUACAGCUUGUGAAUCCUAUAUAAUACAUGAUGCAUGUUGAAGGGGAAAUAAUCUCAUUUCUAUACUAUAGACUACAAAUAAAUACAUUUUUAUUGUUUUAUGUAUUG
This is a messenger RNA of Lottia gigantea (owl limpet), 1929 nucleotides long. RefSeq lists its product as hypothetical. The coding region runs from base 21 to 1475 and encodes 484 amino acids. The transcript is spliced from 5 exons. Lineage: Eukaryota; Metazoa; Mollusca; Gastropoda; Lottiidae. The record is from RefSeq and is a predicted model, not a curated record.